UCUUAUCUGCAUCUGGGAUCAGGCCCAUGAGCAGGACAAACCAGGCGAGCAUCUCCGAGUUCCUCCUCCUGGGACUCUCCAGGCAGCCCCAGCAGCAGCAUCUCCUCUUCGUGCUCUUCCUGAGCAUGUACCUGGCCACCAUCCUGGGGAACCUGCUCAUCAUCCUGGCCGUCAGCACAGACUCCCGCCUGCACACCCCCAUGUACUUCUUCCUCAGCAACCUGUCCUUUGUGGACAUCUGCUUCUCCUCCACCACCGUCCCCAAGAUGCUGGCCAAUCACAUACUCGGGACUCAAACCGUCUCCUUCUCUGGCUGUCUCACGCAGAUGUGUUUUCUCUGUGUGUUUGCUGACAUGGACAAUUACCUUCUGGCUGUGAUGGCCUAUGACCGCUUUGUCGCUGUGUGCCACCCCUUACAUUACACAGCAAAGAUGACCCAUCAGCUCUGUGCCCUGCUGGUCACUGGAUCAUGGGUGGUUACCGACUUGAAUGCUCUGCUGCACACCCUGCUGGUGGCUCGACUCUCAUUCUGUGCAGACAACACCAUCCCCCACGUCUUCUGCGAUGUGACUCCCCUCCUGAAACUCUCCUGUUCAGACACACACCUCAGUGAAGUGAUGAUUCUUACUGAGGCUGCCCUAGUCAUGAUCACCCCAUUUCUUCGCAUCCUGGCUUCCUAUAUACACAUCACCUGCGCUGUCCUGAGGGUCCCAUCCACAAAGGGAAGAUGGAAAGCCUUCUCCACCUGUGGCUCCCACCUGGCUGUGCCUCUCCUCUUCUACGGCACCAUCAUGUCUCUGUAUUUCAGCCCUUCAUCCUCCCACUCAGCUCAGAGAGAUAUAGCAGCUGCUGUGAUGUUCACAGAGGUGACUCCCAUGAAGAAUCCUUUUAUCUACAGCCUGAGGAACAAGGACAUAAAAGGGGCUCUUGUAAAAGUGGUUGCUGUGAAAUUUUUUUCUGUUCAAUAA
Pongo pygmaeus (Bornean orangutan) is the source of this 968-nucleotide messenger RNA. RefSeq names its product putative olfactory receptor 1F2. Bases 27 to 968 code for a protein of 313 amino acids. Gene Ontology annotation, cellular component: membrane. Gene Ontology annotation, biological process: G protein-coupled receptor signaling pathway. The record is from RefSeq and is a predicted model, not a curated record. Gene Ontology annotation, molecular function: G protein-coupled receptor activity; olfactory receptor activity. The transcript has a single exon. NCBI's taxonomy places the organism in Eukaryota, Metazoa, Chordata, Mammalia, Primates, Hominidae.